AAGCUCUUCGAGAAAGAACGAACCUAUGUAGUAUAGAAAAUAGAAGCUGUUCAAUCGUCGUAUACAUUUGUCUUUUUCUAUUUCGAUUCGAGGCCUACAGUCAACAGUCAUCCUGACAUUCCUGACAUUGAUAUCUAGCCGAGUAUAUUCAAUCUGUAAAACUGAUAGCCUGACAGUUGACGAAAAAACAGUGCAACGAAGAGGCAUUUUUUAGCGUAUUCCUCUUUUUUUCCUCCAAUUUGAAUUACACGUAUCCCACGCACUAUCACGAAGCGUCAUAAAUUUCGUGGAAACUAUCAAAAUUGUCACGUACGAUAAAGGAGAGAGAUACGUGUACGUUCGUCGAAUAAAAAGGUCUACGCAGCGAUACCCCUUUCGUAAAAACAAUGUACUUUUAAAGAAUGAACUUCUGUCCAUCCUGACGUGGAAAUGAGGAGCCCGAUCCAGACAUCAGUUUCUCGCAAAGUACAGUCGAUUAUUGUCGCAUCCUCGUAACCGUUGCUCCAUGCAAAAUGCAAUGUAAAAUCAACGAUCUGCCCGACGAGCUGUUGGAGUACAUCCUGAGCUUGAUACCGCCUUACAGAGAUCUCCAGGAGUGCAGGCUCGUUUGCAAAAGAUGGUACCGCGCUACUAAAAACGUGAUAGAACACAAUGAAGCUCACUUUCAAAAGUCCGUCGCCUUUGGAUCUUUGCUGUGGAACUCGUUGCCGUCUAUGCACUGGAUAUCUACAAUUGGAAAGAGACACUCGCAUUCUGCCUGUAUAUACGAUAAUUCCAUGUACGUCUUUGGUGGCUGCACAGCUACAUGGACGACAUUCAACGAUUUAUGGCAGCUAGAUUUGGGCACGAGGACGUGGGUCAGGCCGAUCACCAUGGGAAACUAUCCGUCGCCUAAAGCUUGUGCUACUAUGCUUUAUUAUAAGAAAAGUUUGAUUUUGUUCGGAGGUUGGUCUCAUCCGUCACCAUAUCCGUUGCAUCAGCAAUGGAAAUUAUUUAAUGAAUUACAUGUAUACUCUAUAAAAUCGAAUAAGUGGACUGCUAUAAACACAUUAGAAACUCCACCGCCAACAUCCGCACAUUCUGCGACAAUACAUAGGAACUUAAUGGUCGUUUUUGGCGGAGUCUGCAAUGGAUAUAAUAGCUCCAAUGAUGUAUGGUGCUUAAAUUUGGACUCGUAUACCUGGCACAAGCAAAGUACAUCAAAUUUGAAGCCGCAGCCACGUUACGGCCAGUCGCAAAUUGAACUUGGGGAGAAGCAUCUACUUGUGCUUGGAGGUUGCACAGGACCAAAUGCUGCUAUGAAUGAUGCUUGGUUGUUAACGAUGGAAGGUGUGUCUUGGACGUGGAGGAAAAUUAAUAUGCACAAUACAGAGUGGGCGCCAACACAUAUUUGGUGUCAUCAAGCUUGUAAGGUGGGAAAUUAUAUUAUUGUACUUAGCAAAAAUAGACGUCAAACCAAGCCAAGUGAUAUGAGUAUCUCAUUGAAAAAGGUUGCCUGUCAAAGGAGUACUUCAUCACGUUUGUGCGAGUCAAAUCUUUUGCCUGAAAGGCAGGGAAGCGUAUCUACGGUGGACAAAGAUGAAAAUAUAAAUGGACGGCACGGAGCAUUCUCCAGGUCACAUUCGCAAAAUGCACACGCUUCAUCACAAGCGUCCAGUAUUCCAAAAACAAUACCAUUUUACAGUGAUAAUACUCUGAGCAUGGCCGCAUUUCGCGAUCAACCUCUGCGUGGUAAUUCGAACACGAACAGACAACGUCAGUUAGAAUCACUAAGGAGGAUGGAAGAGAAAAUUCGAAAUAAGAAGACACAGCUGACGAAAGUAUCCAAAAAAGCUGAGAACACAUUGUCGAUAUUUGUAUUGGAUAUUACCAAUGUUCUUUCGGAUGACUGCAACGCUUUGUGGAUUCCCUUAAAGCAAAACGAUCAUUCGGGGCCUGAUGAGAGAAUUCUGUAUUCUCUUGUAAUGGGAAGGGGAGAACUGAUAGUUUUUGGAGGUAUUCGUAAAGAACAUACAACAUUAGGCCACACCGAGGUAGACGAUUCUGUAGUGUAUAAUGAUCUCCAUUUUAUAAAUCCACCUCGAUAUGUUAUUUAAUAUUGAAAAGCAAUUAAAAAAAUAGUAUAUUAUUUUAUGUUAUUACUACGAUUUUGUUCAAA
Molecule: messenger RNA, 2158 nt
Organism: Temnothorax curvispinosus
Lineage: Eukaryota; Metazoa; Arthropoda; Insecta; Hymenoptera; Formicidae
Product: F-box only protein 42-like
Exons: 7
Coding region: 513-2096 (527 amino acids)
Molecular function (GO): protein binding
Source: RefSeq, a predicted model, not a curated record